AUGAAUCCCCAAGCACUAUCUUUCUCACUUGUGACAUUGUUGCUGCUGUUUGUGAUCAACAUAGAGGGUGGCAAUUCAAUACCAGCAGCUCCACUGAAUGGAAAUGCCACCAAUACUGAAACAUCAACAUCAUCACCAAGGAUGAAUGAUGGUGUUGUUGUGAACCAAAUACCCCCCAUCACUGGAUGUACUACCGCACCAUGGAUAUGUAGCCAAGGUGAAAUUCCAGCAAGAUAUGUGUGCUGUUAUGACAGGUGUGUGAAUGUGGAAACAGAUGCAACCAAUUGUGGAUUGUGUGGUGUCAGAUGCAGAAAUGGUUAUCGAUGCUGCAACCGUUUCUGCACCAACACAAACUUGAGCCCUCUCAACUGUGGUGGAUGUGGGAAAAUUUGCCCCAUUGGAAGGUUGUGCAUUCUUGGCGUGUGUGCUUUUACGCCGGUGCUGCCACAGCCGCAGCCACAGCCACAGCCAAAGCCAGUGCUUCCGCCAGCGCCACUGCCACAACCACCACUAGCUCCACUACCCUCUCCUGGACUACCAGAGCAAAAACCACCACAGCCCUAG
This is a messenger RNA of Lotus japonicus, 564 nucleotides long. RefSeq names its product protein STIG1-like. The transcript has a single exon. Lineage: Eukaryota; Viridiplantae; Streptophyta; Magnoliopsida; Fabales; Fabaceae. The record is from RefSeq and is a predicted model, not a curated record. Bases 1 to 564 code for a protein of 187 amino acids.